This is a messenger RNA of Metarhizium album ARSEF 1941, 2325 nucleotides long. RefSeq names its product Serine/threonine-protein kinase domain protein. The record is from RefSeq and is a predicted model, not a curated record. Gene Ontology annotation, molecular function: protein serine/threonine kinase activity; ATP binding. The transcript is spliced from 2 exons. Gene Ontology annotation, biological process: peptidyl-serine phosphorylation; intracellular signal transduction. Bases 1 to 2325 code for a protein of 774 amino acids. NCBI's taxonomy places the organism in Eukaryota, Fungi, Ascomycota, Sordariomycetes, Hypocreales, Clavicipitaceae.
AUGAACGGAGACUUGAGUCUCUCCCGGGCUCUUGGCGGACUACGAAUAGCCAAUCCCGAUGAGGCUGACAACGGUGCACUCCCUGACUCUGGCUCAAACACUCACGAACCAAGUGUGAGAAUCCCGGGUACGGACCCGACCGAUUACGAUACCGAUGCAAUGCGUACAGUUCCCAAAGACUAUGGUCGCCCGGGACAGAAAGAGCAAAACAGCGAAGCUGGAAGACUGAACCCUGCCAUUUCCACACCGUUACCUGUUCUGGAUGACCCCCCAGCAGGUGCUUCAACUCGAGAUACCAGUCUGCUGGACAAUCAACGCAUCUCUGAAUCGACGCGAAGAGGACAACAACCAAACGUCUCCACUGCAUAUGGAGUUCCGGUGCGCGAAAGCUCAAGGACUUUGGGGAAUCAAUUUCCCAACUCGCCCAGCUCUGGGACAAGCCGAGAAGCAACAAACCAAGUGCCAUCGAAUCAAUCCAGCGAGGACUGGAAAGAUCGGGGCGCAGCUGUCGGUAUUCGCCGCGAAAUGGAUAGCACCGGCCGCAUGAUAGUUCGACAAAUCAAAAAAGGCGUUCGGGACUUCUCCUUCGGCCGCAUUCUCGGGGAGGGUUCAUACAGUACAGUCUACCUGGCCACCGACCGGCAGACCCUAAAGGAGUAUGCAAUUAAAGUCCUUGAGAAGAGGCAUAUAAUCAAAGAGAAGAAGAUCAAAUAUGUGAAUAUUGAAAAGAAUACCCUCAACCGCCUGACGGAGCAUCCCGGGAUCGUGCGUCUCUAUUACACAUUUCAAGACGAAACCUCUCUCUACUAUGUACUCGACCUGUGCAAUGGCGGAGAAUUACUCGGCGUAUUAAAGAAGACUGGAUCUUUUGACGUGGAUUGCGUCAGAUUUUAUGGCGCACAAAUACUAGACGCGAUUGAAUACAUGCACUCUCGCGGGGUAAUUCAUCGCGAUCUGAAGCCCGAGAACGUGCUGUUGGAUGAUCAGAUGCAUGUCAAGAUCACCGAUUUUGGCACUGCAAAGCUUCUCGGUGACCAUCAGGAAUGCAAAGAGACAGACUCGACUAAUUGCGGCGAGAUACAAGGUCGGCCGCCACGAGACGUUGAAGACGACCGCCGGGCUGCAUCUUUUGUCGGGACUGCAGAAUAUGUUAGUCCUGAGCUACUAACACACAAGAGCGCAGGGAAGGCUAGCGAUUUAUGGGCUUUCGGAUGCAUCAUAUACCAACUAUUUGCAGGGAGGCCGCCGUUCAAGGCAGGCAGCGAGUAUCUUACUUUCCAGAAGAUUGUUAACCUUGAGUACGACUUUCCACCCGGGUUUCCCAUUGCCGCACGUGAUCUUGUUGAGAGAUGCCUAGUCUUGGAUCCAGCAAGAAGAUUAACGAUAGAACACAUUAAAAACCAUGAGUUUUUUGAUGGACAGCAGUUUGGAAAAAGUUUAUGGGGCGCAAAGGCGCCGAGGCUACGACCAUAUGUCCCACCUGCUCAUGAGCCAAACAUCAUUCAAUUAAACGGCUUUUCCUAUGGCGCUGGCCCAUCCAACAGCAAUGCAUCUCUUCCAAGAUCGAUGCCACAUUCACAAACAACCACUGGCGGGGCGAAUCGCCCUGCUAGAAUUAUUACAGAACUCCCUCCACCUACUCAACUUGACAUAGAAUGGUCGCCGGUGUUAACAAGGAAUAAUGAACGAAUAUUGAAACUAGGAGAUCUAUUGGUUGUUUCCUCACCACUUCCAAGUAGCGUGCAUCGCAAAGGAUCCGAUGAGGGACAUAAGAAACUAUCACGUUUCUUCGGAGGUAGUACAACCAAAAAGAGGCAGCGUCUUGUGAUGGUGACCUCAAGCGGUCGCAUUGUGCUAGCUCCUGCAGGAGGGGAGGAGAAAAGGGCAAAGCAAGAACUAUCAUUGCUAGCCUCGGACUCAUCCUGGAAAACUCAACGGGACGCAAAGGGGCAACUUGUCUGGUUUGUUGACACAGGCGGCUUUCACUACACGUUUGAGGAGACUAAAACCUCUGUAAACAAUGACGAAGAGCGGCCCUCGGCCGAGGAGUGGGUCGAGUGCCUCGAAAAAGCCAGGGAUAUGGCCUUAUCCCAUAGUGCAAAUACGCAACACAAUGAUGGCCCAUUCGGGGAUAUAUCCUCGGCUGUAUCUAGCCCAUCUAGUACCUUGGGCAGCAGAGCUCAACUUCCAGAUAGCCAUACUAGUCACGACCGAGGCGCGCGUAAUCAUUUAAGCAAAAGCCAACCAAACCAUGAUGAUUUCACACCGAAACGAAACCGAUUCAGCAAACGACAGUCUCGAACGGGAUUGGGGCCGGCGUUUUAG